GAAAUUGCAUGAAAUAUGCAUGAUGAAUAUACACGCGCGAUCUCUACUAUAAUAACAAAGAGAAAAUUUAGUACUGAAGGUACUGAAGGAAAUUGUAUUUAUAUUGUGUAUUCCAAAUUUAACGUCACUUAUGGUGUUACAAUAAUUAUUGGAAAUAUUACGAUUGCCCUUUAACAUACCUGAAAUUCAUGAGUUUAUGAAAAACUGCAAUCAUAUAGAGCUCUAAACAUUUGUCAUAAAAAUGUCUAAUAUGAGUCCUUCACUGUCAGAAACAAGUGCAAAAGCAAGCAUAAAUAAUAAGGAUUUAGAUAAUAUAGCCCUUUAUUUAACCAGCACUCAGCAAAGGUUCAGAGAAAAUAUUAUACUUCCAAGGACUGUAGGUCCUGUGCAAUUGAAAACUAAUGAAGAAAAAUUAAUAGAAAGUAUAAUGGAAAGUUGUGCCUUUAAGAGUAUUGCCAGUUGUGUUAUAGGAUAUGGCUUAGGAGCUGCGAUUGGUUUAUUUACGUCCAGUGUGAAUCCAAAUGUGGCUGCUGUUGAGAAACAACAGAGUGUCCGUGAAGUAUUUAGGGAAAUGAAAAUCACAACAUUGGGUUAUGCAAAGAAUUUCGCUGUACUUGGUUGUGUAUUUACAGCAAUCGAAUGCACAAUAGAAUCGUAUAGAGGGAAAAGUGAUUGGAAGAAUGGCACAUAUGCUGGUGGUUUAACAGGUGGAAUGAUAGGGCUAAGAGCUGGUAUAAAAGCGGGUUUAAUUGGAGCAGCAGGUUUUGCAGCGUUUUCGACGGCAAUAGACUACUAUAUGAACAGGUCUUAGGCAAUAAUGUUAUUAUUUAUAGCAGGUAUAUUUGUAUAAAAGAGUAUAAAACAUAUUCUGAGUAUACCUGUACAAUACAUAUAAAAGCGCGAGGACGUCAUAAUGUAGAAUAUGCGUACAAAUAAGUACAAUAUUUAAGAAAUAAAUUCACGCAACACAUA
Ceratina calcarata is the source of this 972-nucleotide messenger RNA. RefSeq names its product mitochondrial import inner membrane translocase subunit Tim22. NCBI's taxonomy places the organism in Eukaryota, Metazoa, Arthropoda, Insecta, Hymenoptera, Apidae. The record is from RefSeq and is a predicted model, not a curated record. Gene Ontology annotation, cellular component: TIM22 mitochondrial import inner membrane insertion complex. Bases 242 to 811 code for a protein of 189 amino acids. The transcript has 5 exons. Gene Ontology annotation, biological process: protein insertion into mitochondrial inner membrane. Gene Ontology annotation, molecular function: transmembrane protein transporter activity.